AUGCCUUCUUCCAAGAAGAAGUUCCCGCCGCAACCCAAGGUCAAAAAGAUCUUCCGGUCCAUCAAAAGUCCACCCAGAAAGGUAGAUCGCGUCAAAGAUGAGCCUGCUACAACAACUCCUGUGGUUUACCAACAUGUCCAACAUGGUGGUCGUGAGGACUCCAAGGAGCAAGGUGUCAGCAAAAAGACAGUCAUUCAGCUUCAAGAACAAACCUCACCCGCCAGCAGUGAUUAUGCCUCUAGCGCGUGGCUAUCUGAUCAAGAGUCUGAUAGCUCUUCCGGAUCCGAGAUUUAUUUUGAUGCCCAAGAAACUAUUCUCGACCCUGGCGAUCAGGAGAUUGCGGCUCAUGAUGAUGAAAGCGAACCCGUGAGCAACAUGAUGACCCAACACCAUCAAACCAACAUCCCCGGCAAAGGAAAGGAAAAAGAGAUGACCAACAAUGAUACGAGGCUCGACCACCAGCAGCAACAUCAGGCCCAAGGAAUCCUACAAAAGCUCUCCCCAGAAUUGAUAAUCGAGAUCAUGCUGCUUCUUCCACAUAGCAGCCUAUAUAUCCUCCAGCAGACCUGCCAAAAGUUCCGUCAGCUGUCAAAGCGAGAUAUAUUCAAGACGUUCAACCUAGAGUUUCGAGACGGGCCAGAGAGCUAUUGUAUCAGCGAGGAUGGCUACCAACAACGAAAGCUCAUUCGGGACAUCUUUGCUCGCAAAACUCUCUGUCGAGAAUGUAACAACCACCGCGAUUCGGGCAAGUUACAAGAAGCGAUGCAAAAGCUCUACGAGCUGCAGUACUGCCACGGAUGUAAAGCCAGUCAUCCUGCGCUGUUCUUUUCUCCCGAAGAGAAAGGGAAACGAUAUACGCAGUGCUUGGGUCGAAUGGGAAAUUUCCCCCUCUGCUCGCAUGUGUCUCUUGCAGGACUGGACAUGGUGACUCUGGCCAAUAUCGGUGGACAGAAUGAAACUAUCGAGUGCGACGACUUGAGCCACAAACUAUCCCCUUACCUUUACGAGAAAAUCGAGACUCCCCACGUCUGUCUCUCGAGUACAAGAGCAUGGAAAGAUGGCCCCAUGAAGUACGACUUGGGCUUUACAUUCAGUUCAACCCUCCACCUUGUGGUCCUUGAUGGAUGCUCGGACAAACAUACGAAAGAAGCCAUUCAGCAGUUCAAAAAUGGUUCCUAUGCCGAAUUUGACACAAAAGCUCUAUGCAAACAUUUCUCCAGCGAGAUCCUGGAUGAGUGUAUUGCUCCCGGCCCAUCCAAGUGCUCCUGCUUCCCACGAUCAGAGGAGAGGUUCAUCGAAUGUGGGCUUUGGAAGCCGACACCCAGCACGACCUGCAAGAUUUGCAAAGCCGAUUAUCACCUGGGCCUGCAGCAAGACUGGCGACUUCUAGGCAUCCCUGGAUCGGUACGUGGAACUAUUGCUAAACCAAAGAAACGCGUACAAACAAUGGUAGAUCUCAGGAUUGACAGAGAGUUUUGGGUAAAAACCUUCCUUGAACCCUCGUGGCUCUUCAAUCUUACAUACAACCGUGAUGAGGAGUGCGACCCCCGACUCAAACGAAACCCCCUUUUCAACGAAGAGAUGAAACACGUACUGUGGUGCCACAACCCUGGUUGUGCGACGGGAUCCGAACGUCGAUGGGAGAGAAUGGCUUUGUUGUAUAUAAACGACGCUUUUAACAAAGGGGAGCUCGAGGACGGUAGUGAUACCCACAAGAAGCAGGCUAGAGAUAUGGCCUGGCUGUCGCUUGAGUAUGACGUCUUUAAUGACUUGACAACUCGAGCGGCGUCUGAAUCUUGA
Molecule: messenger RNA, 1800 nt
Organism: Fusarium subglutinans
Lineage: Eukaryota; Fungi; Ascomycota; Sordariomycetes; Hypocreales; Nectriaceae
Exons: 2
Coding region: 1-1800 (599 amino acids)
Molecular function (GO): protein binding
Source: RefSeq, a predicted model, not a curated record